Molecule: messenger RNA, 1939 nt
Organism: Myotis brandtii (Brandt's bat)
Lineage: Eukaryota; Metazoa; Chordata; Mammalia; Chiroptera; Vespertilionidae
Product: pancreatic alpha-amylase
Exons: 11
Coding region: 422-1903 (493 amino acids)
Biological process (GO): carbohydrate metabolic process
Molecular function (GO): cation binding; alpha-amylase activity
Source: RefSeq, a predicted model, not a curated record
GAUUGGUAGAGGCUCCAGAGAAAGAGAAAGGAAGGACAAAACGAAAGCAACCUGGCAGAGUGAGGAGAGGCUGCGGGCUGGAGGGGGUUGAGUUUCUGUACCUAGCCCAGGCGCUCAGGAGACUGGCCUGACCCUAUGCCUGAUGCCAAGUGGGGCUGAGGCUAGACCGGGAACCACGUGGGUUUGGAGAACUCAGCAGGGUCCUCAGAGCCACGACUGGAAGGAGGAUUAUGGGCAGUUUAUAUAAAGUCUAAAAUGCAGCAUUUUUUCCUUAAUUGAAGAGAAAAAGAGAACUGUUUGUUUUCUUAAUUUUUACCGUUGAUAAGAGACUGAACGGAGGAUUUGUGGGAUUGCUGGCUUACAGAAGUUGAUGUGGAAUAUAAAUAGUGGCUGGAAAGAACGCUGACAACUUCAGAGCAAAAUGAAGUUCCUGCUGUUGCUCUCAGCCCUUGGGCUCUGCUGGGCUCAGUACGCCCCCAACACCAAGCCUGGGCGCACCUCCAUCGUCCACCUGUUUGAGUGGCGCUGGGCUGACAUCGCCCUGGAAUGUGAGCGGUACUUGGGUCCCAAAGGAUUCGGAGGGGUGCAGGUGGGUCUGGCUCACAGUGUACCUCGUGGGGCUGCUGCGCCUUAUAGCAUAUGGUCUCCUCUGUGUUGGUGCAGCAGAAGCGCUGCCUUUCAGGUGCACAUUUACGUGGAUGCGGUGAUCAACCACAUGUGCGGCAACGGCGUGAGCCCGGGGACCAGCAGCACGUGUGGGAGUUUCUUCAACCCUGGCAGCCGGGACUUCCCCUCCGUCCCGUUCUCGGCCUGGGAUUUCAACGAUGGUAAAUGUAGAACUGCAAGUGGGGACAUCGAGAACUACAAUGACGCUUACCAGGUCAGAGACUGUCGCCUGGUCGGUCUUCUUGACCUCGCCCUGGAGAAAGACUACGUGCGCUCCAAGGUGGCCGAGUACAUGAACCACCUCAUUGACAUCGGGGUGGCGGGCUUCAGAAUCGACGCCUCCAAGCACAUGUGGCCCGGAGACAUGAAGGCGAUUCUGGACAAACUGCAGCCUCUGAACACAACCUGGUUCCCUGAAGGAAGUAAACCUUUCAUUUACCAGGAGGUAAUCGAUCUGGGUGGUGAGCCCAUUAAGAGCAGUGACUACUUCGACAAUGGCCGCGUGACAGAGUUCAAGUACGGUGCCAAACUGGGCACAGUGCUGCGCAAGUGGCAUGGGGAGAAGAUGGCCUAUCUGAGGAACUGGGGAGAAGGCUGGGGCUUCAUGCCUUCCGACAGAGCCCUCGUCUUUGUGGACAACCACGACAACCAGCGGGGACACGGCGCUGGAGGCUCAUCCAUCCUUACCUUCUGGGACCCCAGACUCUACAAAAUGGGAGUGGCAUUUAUGCUCGCCCAUCCAUAUGGGUUCACACGAGUCAUGUCAAGCUUCCGUUGGCCAAGGUAUUUUGUGAAUGGAAAAGAUAUUAAUGAUUGGGUUGGGCCACCAAAUACUAAUGGAGUAAUUAAAGAAGUCACUAUUAACCCAGACACCACCUGCGGCAACGACUGGGUCUGUGAGCAUCGCUGGCGUCAAAUCAGGAACAUGGUCAUGUUCCGCAAUGUGGUUGACGGUGAACUUUUUACCAACUGGUGGGAUAAUGGUAGCAACCAAGUAGCUUUUGGAAGAGGAAACAAAGGAUUCAUUAUCUUUAACAAUGAUGACUGGCCAUUGUCUUCCUAUUUGCAAACGGGUCUUCCUGCUGGCACCUACUGCGAUGUCAUUUCUGGAGAUAAAAUUGGCGACAAGUGUACAGGAAUCAAAAUCUACGUCUCUGCUGACGGCAAAGCUCACUUCUCUAUCAGUAACAAUGCCGAAGAUCCAUUUAUUGCAAUCCAUGCGGAAUCUAAGUUAUAAGAUUUGAAUUAAAUACAUAUGACCCCAGAGAAAUAA